Messenger RNA from Melitaea cinxia (Glanville fritillary), 1576 nucleotides. Its product is annotated as BSD domain-containing protein 1-like. The transcript has 9 exons. Gene Ontology annotation, cellular component: cytoplasm. The record is from RefSeq and is a predicted model, not a curated record. Lineage: Eukaryota; Metazoa; Arthropoda; Insecta; Lepidoptera; Nymphalidae. The coding region runs from base 1 to 1203 and encodes 400 amino acids.
AUGCAGAAACAGAAAACUUACAAUAAAACAGGGGAAAACUUCUAUAAUCACACACACGCGCUCAAACAUACACGCACUCACACGCACACGUGUGAAUCAAAUCCUACCGAUAGUGCCAGCUCACCGACACAAGAUGACAAGCCUUCUGGUAACUGGUGGGAUUCUUGGAUAUCCUCUGCCAAAACCAAGUCAGCUGAAGUCUACACAAUGGUCAAGAAGGAUCUCGAUGAAAUCGGCACGGCUGUCAAGUGUGAAGCCAGUCAUGUCUUCAGUUCCACAUCUAAUGUUAUUGGCAAGACUCUUAAGUUGGAUGUUCCAGAGUCACCAGCCAAUGUUAUGAAGAAAAGUUUUAGCAGUUUUAUCGGUCAAGUUAGCACUGUCUUGAAUCCGGAACCUGACGAUGAAGAUGACACAGAAGUGAUACUUUCAUCCGGUGAUACAACUAUGUUAUCUACAUACAAGAAAGAACUAGAAGCCCUCCAACGUGUUGACGCGACAUACAUAGUCCCAGCCUACAGUCCAGAGUUUGAUGCCUGGCGAACCAGUCUAGAAGACUCGGAGGUCAUAAAGCCGACGUCAGCGGUGAAACGUUUGGAAUCCAGUCCCUUGUUAAAGGCACAGUAUGAGAAACUUGUACCGGAUGCUGUAUCUCAUGAGGAGUUCUGGGAGAGAUACCUAUUCCGAGUGGCCUUGCUACAAGACCGUCUGGCAGCCGCGUCUCGCAAACAACCUGUUGAAGAAACUACCGCAGACCCCGUACUCGCUCACCUACCAAUGCAGACUCCCAUUGAACAAAGUCCUAAAAAAGUCUUAUCCGGUAUAACACCAGAGGACGUUAAUCCAGAAGAAAAGGUUAUAAUAGACAACGUCGUCGCUUGGGAUGAUGAAGAUUUCGCGAAUGAUGUAGAACUGACAGAAGAACAGCAAAUACUACUUCUAGAAGAAUACGAAAAGGAAAUAGCAAUGAAGAAAAACAAUAAAUCAAAAGAUAACACAAACAACAACAAGGAAGCGAGAGGUAAACAAAACAAUAAGACAAAUGAAAUACAGAAUAAAAUUAAAACACCAGUAAAAAAACUAGAUGAGUGUGGCAAUAAUUUGGUAGAAGAUUAUUUCGAUGAUAAAGAAGUAAAAGACGACGCUAGUGCUAAUUCAGAUGAAAGUUGGGAAAAAAUUGAGGAACCAGUCGAACAGAAAGCCUGAUUGUUGGCAUACAUCUCAUCGCUAUAUUCAAGAAAAUAGCAAUAUUACUGAGACCAUUUCAAGAUAAAAAGGAAAAAACAGAUUUAAGACGGCGACAACAUAUUAAAAAUAAUGUAACCGGCAGCUCGAGCUCAACACUAGUUUUUACGUAUGGCAAUAUUGAGAAUUUAUAAUAAAACGCCCUUUUCAGCCUGCCUAUAAGUUUUCAUGGCUUAUGCUAAAUCCAUACUAUAGUGUGUGAUAUAGAACCUAUAUACAUAAUAUAAUAAUAAAAAUGUAGAUGAUGAUUAGGUAGUACAUAAGGUAAAUAGUUUGACGUGUAAUAUGUAAAUUAAAGUUAAGUAAGUAAAUAAUAUAAAUUGCGUAACGGUUA